Antechinus flavipes (yellow-footed antechinus) is the source of this 7597-nucleotide messenger RNA. RefSeq names its product plexin A1 (gene PLXNA1). Gene Ontology annotation, molecular function: semaphorin receptor activity; protein binding. Gene Ontology annotation, biological process: regulation of cell shape; semaphorin-plexin signaling pathway involved in axon guidance; regulation of cell migration. The transcript has 32 exons. Bases 333 to 5972 code for a protein of 1879 amino acids. The record is from RefSeq and is a predicted model, not a curated record. Lineage: Eukaryota; Metazoa; Chordata; Mammalia; Dasyuromorphia; Dasyuridae. Gene Ontology annotation, cellular component: semaphorin receptor complex.
CGUGCGGCGGGCGGGGAGCGCGCUCCCCGGGAAGUCAGAGCGAGGCUCUGGUUCCCUCGGAGCCCCGCGCUGCAUUCCUUCCCCUCCAUUCAUGCUGGGCAGCGGCGGCGAGCAGGCACGGGAGCCCGAGCGCUGGCACAGGCGGGGAGGGGGGCGGCCCGAGGCGGCGGCGGCGGCGCGGAAUGUGAGCAUGGCCGGCCCCUUCGCGGCGAGCCCGGAUCGCGGCUGGCGGACCGGACCGGCUGUCUCCACAAGGCCCUAGAUGUGGAUCCCUGAAGGGUCUGAGGGAUUAUCGGAGCACUUUCCUCCCCCGCCCCCUCCCGACCGCCGCCAUGUGCGCCGCCGCGCGUCCCUGGGCCCUCCUGCUGCUGGGGGCCGCGUGGGCCGCGGCCAGUAGCGCCGAGCCCCCCUUCCGGACCUUCCCCGUGAGCGACUGGGCCCUGACGCACCUGGUCGUCCACAACAAGACGGGCGAGGUGUACGUGGGCGCCGUCAACCGCAUCUACAAGCUCUCGAGCAACCUGACCCUGCUGCGGACGCACGUCACGGGCCCCGUGGACGACAACGAGAAGUGCUACCCGCCCCCCAGCGUCCAGAGCUGCCCCCACGGGCUGGUGACCACCAACAACGUCAACAAGCUGCUGCUGCUGGACUACGCGGCCAACCGGCUCCUGGCCUGCGGGAGCGCCUCGCAGGGCAUCUGCCAGUUCCUGCGGCUCGACGACCUCUUCAAGCUGGGCGAGCCCCACCACCGCAAGGAGCACUACCUGUCGAGCGUCAACGAGUCGGGCACCAUGUCCGGCGUGCUCAUCGAGGUCCCCGGCGGGCACGACAAGCUCUUCAUCGGCACGCCCAUCGACGGCAAGUCCGAGUACUUCCCCACGCUGUCCAGCCGCAAGCUGAUGGAGAACGAGGAGAACGCCGAGAUGUUCGGCUUCGUCUACCAGGACGAGUUCGUCUCGAGCCAGCUCAAGAUCCCCUCGGACACGCUCUCCAAGUUCCCGGCCUUCGACAUCUACUACAUCUACAGCUUCAGCAGCGAGCAGUUCGUCUACUACCUGACGCUGCAGCUGGACACGCAGCUGACCUCGCCCGACUCCACCGGCGAGCAGUUCUUCACCUCCAAGAUCGUCCGCCUCUGCGUGGACGACCCCAAGUUCUACUCGUACGUGGAGUUCCCCAUCGGCUGCGUGCAGGGCGGCGUCGAGUACCGCCUGGUGCAGGACGCCUACCUGAGCAAGCCGGGCCGGGCCCUGGCCCGCCAGCUCGGCGUCUCCCAGGCCGACGACGUGCUCUUCACCGUCUUCGCGCAGGGCCAGAAGAACCGCGUCAAGCCGCCCAAGGAGUCCGUCCUCUGCCUCUUCACCCUCAAGAAGAUCAAGGACAAGAUCAAGGAGAGGAUCCAGUCCUGCUACCGGGGGGAGGGCAAGCUGUCCCUGCCCUGGCUCCUGAACAAGGAGCUGGGCUGCAUCAACUCGCCUUUGCAGAUUGACGAUGAUUUCUGUGGGCAAGACUUUAACCAGCCUCUGGGUGGGACCGUGACCAUCGAGGGCACCCCGCUCUUUGUGGACAAGGAGGACGGCAUGACGUCAGUGGCUGCCUACGACUACCAGGGCCAUACGGUUGUCUUUGCGGGGACCCGGAGCGGCCGGAUCAAAAAGAUCCUGGUGGACCUGUCCAGCCCCGGGGGGCGCCCCGCCCUGCAGUAUGAGAACGUGGUGGCCCACGAGGGCAGCUCCAUCCUGAGGGACCUGGUCCUGAGCCCCAGCCGGCAGUAUAUCUACGCCAUGACCGAGAAGCAGGUGACCCGGGUUCCGGUGGAGAGCUGCGAGCAGUACGCGACGUGCGAGCUGUGCCUGGGCUCCCGGGACCCCCACUGCGGGUGGUGCGUCCUGCACAACGUCUGCUCCCGGAAGGACCGCUGCGAGCGCGCCGACGAGCCCCAGCGCUUCGCCUCCGACCUGCUGCAGUGCGUCCAGCUCACCGUCCGGCCCAAGAACAUCUCGGUCACCAUGUCGGAGGUCCCGCUCGUCCUGCAAGCCUGGAACGUCCCUGACCUCUCGGCGGGAGUCAACUGUUCCUUCGAAGACUUCACGGAGUCCGAGAGCCGCAUCGAGGACGGGAAGAUCUACUGCCGCUCGCCCUCCUCCCGGGACGUGGUGCCCAUCACCCGGGGACAGGGAGACAAGAGGGUGGUGAAGCUCUACCUGAAGUCCAAGGAGACGGGGAAGAAGUUCGCGUCUGUGGAUUUUGUCUUUUACAACUGCAGCGUCCACCAGUCCUGCCUGUCCUGCGUGAACGGAUCCUUCCCUUGCCACUGGUGCAAAUACCGACACAUCUGCACCCACAACGCGGCCGACUGCUCCUUCCAAGAGGGCCGGGUCAACGUGUCCGAGGACUGCCCCCAGAUCCUGCCGUCCACGCAGAUCUAUGUGCCGGUGGGCGUGGUGAAGCCCAUCACGCUCACAGCCAAGAACCUGCCCCAGCCGCAGUCGGGCCAGCGCAACUACGAGUGCAUCUUCCACAUCCCCGGCAGCCCGGCCCGCGUCACCGCCCUGCGCUUCAACAGCACCAGCAUCCAGUGCCAGAACACGUCGUACACCUACGAAGGGAAUGACAUCAGCGACCUGCCCGUCAACCUCUCGGUUGUGUGGAACGGCAACUUCGUCAUCGACAAUCCCCAGAACAUCCAGGCUCACCUGUACAAGUGCUCGGCCCUCCGAGAGAGCUGCGGGCUCUGCCUCAAAGCGGACCCGCGGUUCGAGUGCGGCUGGUGCGUGGCCGAGAAGCGCUGCUCCCUGCGCCACCACUGCCCCGCGCCGGACGCCGGCUGGAUGCACGCCAGCAGUGGCAACAGCCGCUGCGCGGACCCCAAGAUCCUGAAGCUCUCGCCGGAGACGGGCCCCCGGCAGGGCGGGACGCGGCUCACCAUCACCGGCGAGAACCUGGGCCUGAAGUUCGAGGACGUGCGCCUGGGCGUGAGCGUGGGGAAGGUGAUGUGCAACCCCAUCGAGAGCGAGUACAUCAGCGCCGAGCAGAUCGUCUGUGAGAUCGGAGACGCGAGCCCCGGCCGAGCCCACGACGCCCUGGUGGAGGUGUGCGUGCGAGACUGCUCCCCCCACUACCGCGCCGUCUCCCCCAAGAGGUUCAAGUUCGUGACCCCCACCUUUUACCGAGUGACCCCUGCCCGCGGUCCGCUCUCCGGGGGUACCUGGAUUGGCAUUGAAGGAAAUCACCUGAAUGCCGGCAGUGAUGUGGCUGUCUCCAUUGGGGGCCGGCCCUGUACUUUCUCCUGGAGGAAUUCCCGGGAAAUCCGCUGCCGAACCCCUCCGGGCCAGAGCCCCGGGGGCGCCAGCAUCGUGAUCAACAUAAACCGGGCCGAGCUCAGCAACUCGGACGUGAAAUACAACUACACGGAGGACCCCACCAUCCAGAAGAUCGACCCGGAGUGGAGCAUCAACAGCGGCGGAACACUGCUCACUGUCACCGGCACCAACCUGGCCACCGUCCGAGAGCCCCGGAUCCGCGCCAAGUACGGCAGUGCCGAGAGGGAAGAUACCUGUGUUGUGUACAACGACACUACCAUGGUGUGCCAGGCCCCCUCCAUCGACAACCCCACCCGGAGCCCCCCGGAACUGGGCGACCGGCCGGACGAACUGGGCUUCGUGAUGGACAACGUGCGGUCCCUGCUCAUCAUCAACAGCACCAACUUCCUCUACUACCCCGAUCCCGUCUUUGAGCCCCUCAGCCCCUCUGGCAUCCUGGAGCUCAAGCCCAGCUCCCCGCUCAUCCUCAAGGGCCGGAACCUCCUCCCGCCUGCGUCGGGGAACUCCAGGCUCAACUACACGGUGCUCAUCGGCUCCACCCCCUGUGUGCUGACCGUGUCCGAGACCCAGCUGCUGUGCGAGUCGCCCAACCUCACUGGCCAGCACAAAGUCACGAUCAAGGCGGGCGGCUUCGAGUUCUCCCCGGGGACGCUGCAGGUGUACUCGGACAGCCUCCUGACGCUGCCGGCCAUCAUCGGCAUCGGGGGCGGCGGCGGCCUGCUGCUGCUCGUCAUCAUCGUGGUCCUCAUCGCCUACAAGCGCAAGUCCCGGGACGCGGACCGCACCCUCAAGCGCCUGCAGCUGCAGAUGGACAACCUGGAGUCGCGCGUGGCCCUGGAGUGCAAGGAGGCCUUUGCAGAACUGCAGACAGACAUCCAUGAGCUGACCAAUGACCUGGAUGGAGCCGGCAUCCCCUUCCUGGACUACCGCACGUACGCCAUGAGGGUCCUCUUCCCAGGUAUCGAGGACCACCCGGUGCUGAAGGAGAUGGAGGUCCAGGCCAACGUGGAGAAGUCGCUCACGCUGUUCGGACAGCUCCUGAACAAGAAACACUUCCUGCUGACCUUCAUCCGCACGCUGGAGGCCCAGCGCAGCUUCUCCAUGAGGGACCGCGGCAACGUGGCGUCCCUCAUCAUGACGGCGCUCCAGGGGGAGAUGGAGUACGCCACGGGCGUCCUGAAGCAGCUGCUCUCGGACCUCAUCGAGAAGAACCUGGAGAGCAAGAACCACCCCAAGCUGCUGCUGCGGAGGACAGAGUCGGUAGCAGAGAAAAUGCUGACAAACUGGUUCACGUUUCUACUGUACAAGUUUCUCAAGGAGUGUGCAGGGGAGCCCCUCUUUAUGCUCUACUGCGCUAUCAAACAGCAGAUGGAGAAAGGCCCGAUCGAUGCCAUCACUGGAGAGGCUCGCUAUUCCCUGAGUGAAGACAAGCUCAUCCGCCAGCAGAUUGACUACAAGAUGCUGACGCUGAACUGUGUGAAUCCAGAGAACGAGAAUGCUCCGGAGAUCCCGGUCAAGGUGCUCAACUGCGACACCAUCACACAAGUGAAGGAGAAGCUGCUGGACGCCGUCUAUAAGGGCGUUCCUUACUCCCAGAGGCCCAAGGCUGGGGACAUGGACCUGGAGUGGCGUCAGGGCCGAAUGGCCAGAAUCAUCCUGCAGGACGAGGACGUGACCACCAAGAUAGACAAUGACUGGAAGAGACUCAAUACUCUGGCCCAUUAUCAGGUGACCGACGGCUCCUCCGUGGCCCUGGUGCCCAAGCAGAACUCAGCCUAUAAUAUCUCCAAUUCCUCCACCUUCACGAAGUCCCUCAGCAGAUACGAGAGCAUGCUCAGGACCGCCAGCAGCCCCGACAGUCUGCGCUCACGCACCCCGAUGAUCACGCCCGACCUGGAGAGCGGCACCAAGCUCUGGCACCUGGUCAAGAACCACGACCACUUAGACCAGCGGGAAGGGGACCGGGGCAGCAAGAUGGUCUCCGAGAUCUACCUGACCCGGCUGCUGGCCACCAAGGGAACCUUACAGAAGUUUGUGGAUGACCUAUUUGAGACCAUCUUCAGUACAGCUCACAGGGGCAGUGCUCUCCCCCUUGCAAUCAAAUACAUGUUUGAUUUCCUGGAUGAGCAAGCUGACAAACACCAGAUCCAUGACUAUGAUGUUCGGCAUACCUGGAAAAGCAACUGCCUACCUCUGCGCUUUUGGGUGAACGUGAUCAAGAACCCACAGUUUGUGUUCGACAUCCACAAGAAUAGCAUCACGGACGCCUGCCUGUCUGUGGUGGCCCAGACAUUCAUGGAUUCCUGUUCCACUUCCGAGCACAAGCUGGGCAAGGACUCGCCCUCCAACAAGCUGCUGUAUGCCAAGGACAUCCCCAACUACAAGAGCUGGGUGGAGAGGUACUACUCAGACAUCGCCAAGAUGCCUGCAAUCAGCGACCAGGACAUGAGUGCCUACCUGGCGGAGCAGUCACGGCUACACCUCAGCCAGUUCAACAGCAUGAGUGCCCUGCAUGAGAUCUACUCCUACAUUACCAAGUACAAGGAUGAGAUCUUGGCUGCUUUGGAGAAGGACGAACAGGCACGGAAGCAGCGGCUCCGGAGUAAGCUGGAGCAGGUGAUAGACACUAUGGCCCUGAGCAGCUGAGAAGUCUGGGAGGGCCCUUGGUGACUUUUUCCUAGUGGCAGACUCUGAGAACCAGAGAGAAAGAGACAGAGAGAGAAGCCGGCAUCGGGGGCAGGGUGUCCGUCCCCCACCCCCGCUAUGCCGGGGGCCGCGGGGGACCACGCUGCAUUCACCGGAGCCCCUCCCUGAGCCAGCCAGCACCGCCAAGCAAGGGAAACGCCAACACUCGGCCUGCCGAGGAGGGAGAAGGACAGAGCCCACUCGCCCGCCCGCCUGCCUGGAGGGAGAGAGGGAGAGGGACCUUCCCGGGCAGCGGCCCUCGGUGGGAGGCAGAGAAGGAGGCUGCAGUCACUUGGCAGAGGCCGUCACGCCUCCGCUGCUCCCUGAAGGCUGGCACAGUGGGAAUGGUGCUCCCUGGGAGGGACGAUGCCGGGGAGAGGGUGGGCACCGGGGAGCCUCCCUCCGCUCCCCGCCCCCUCUUCCAUGGAGGCUUCAGAUUUUAAUUCCUCCAAAUGUGACUGACUGUUUUCUUCCACUCUCUCAUCUGUUCCCGCUGGAUCCAGUUCCUCCCCUCUCCCUCCCCAUCUUUCUCAUUUACCUGCUCUAUUUGCACAGCUUACAGAACAUCAGGAUUUCCUUUUUACAAAUCCACAAAUAGAAAGGAAAAAAUGUAACGAGAAAGGUUUUAUAUAGGACGUGAAAUUGGCUUCUCUCCCUCCCACUCCCAAAACGAGAGGGGAAACCUUUAAAGUGGUCGUCAGAGCCCCAGGCAGCACAGAGAAAGGGGUGCCCGUGGGGGCUGAAGUUUCCUGUCCCGUAGCACGCGUCAUCUCUGUGACCCUCAGCACAAGCGGGAGAGAAAGGCACCGAGGUGCUCCCCAGACCCAGAGCUGGAGAAUGGCGGAGGGCAGCUCUGGGGACUUUGGUUCUGCCCUCCCUCAUUCCCAAGGGCUGCUGGGAGGUGGCAGGUGGGACAGGAGGGGGCGAGAUGUGGCCCACUUCUGGGUCCCUCUGCCCUCCCUGCUUUUUCCUCCCUCCCUUUCCAGUAUCCCAAGCCCCUGCCCGUCCCCCUCCCCACAGGCUUCUCAAAUUAGCGACCUCCCCUUGGCGUGGCUCGGUGUGGGAUUCGUGUCUCUGCUGCUGCUAGGCCCGGGUCUGGCCCCGGACAGAGUCAUUCAGUGGAGGGCUGUGCCGUGCCUGGAGCUCCCUGCUUGUCUGACCUCCUUCUGGGAACGGCCGUCGCCUCUGGCCGCGACUUCCCAGAACUCCUUGGUCCGGGGCGUGACCAGAGAUGAGGAGAGGCAAAGAGAGCCAGCCCCUUUCCGCCCCUCACUGAGCUGUUGGACAGAGGCGAGGCCGGUUCCCAGCCCCCUCCCCGCAGGAUUGACAAGAACCCUCACUUCUGGUUGAGUUGCAGAGACCUUGGCUCCAGAGGAGCCUCCCAGGCCCGGGUGGGAAAGGGAGGGAAGCAGUUCUCAGCCAGGCCGCUUGCCUGUUCCCCAGUCCCGGGGAACCUUGUUAGAACUGGGCCCGUCAGUGGGUCUGAGAGAGAAGGGGUCAGCAGCAACGGGCUCUCCCAAUCAGUUUGGGGGCAGGGGUGUUCUGGCUGGUGGGGAGCGGGAAUAAAUCACUCCGUUUUGUCUGGC